AUGGCUCAAUUUCUGGGCGGGGCUGUCGACUGUGGACCCUCGACCGUACUCAAAUCUGUAUCUGGGCGAGUGGAUCGAGAUUUCUCUUUGCAACAGGAUCGACUGAUAUCUGUUCCUAAUGUCCCCGGGCCAUCGAGACAAAUAGAGAGAUCUAGUCAAGGGCGCCCUCAGAAUUCUACUUUCAGUCAAACACCACGACCUUUCGAUCUUACUGCGCUAAAGCAACAUUUGUCUCCUCAGGUUCCCUCGACCGUACAGAGUAAUUGGGCGAGAGGUUUCACCCCGCAACAUUCUCUUGCACCCCAGCGCCAGCACCCCGGUGUCGCUCCUCCCUGGCACGAAGAGUUCCGUGCUUCUGGACCAUCCCGACUCGAGUCACCGAAUGUUGCUCCGGCUGUCCAAGCGAAGCCCUUCCAUCAAACAGGUUAUCUACCUCGAUCAUGGCAGCCUUCAUAUCCUCCGCCUGUUACAUAUCCUCAACAAUAUCCUCAUUCCCAGCAUGUGCACUUUCAACCUCCAGUUCCUUUCCCCCCUGCCAGCCAAGUUGAAGCCUUUCCACCACACACCGCCACCACGGCUAUCUCGUCGUCCGCUCCCGCUCCGCCACUCACCGGAGCCCAUGCUAUCUUGUCGCAGACAGCUCGCCACUUUACGGACGAUCUCGGUAGCUCAGAUAUCUUCAUAAAUAACCCCAAACUCGCCCAAAGUCAAUUUUUGGAGCUUCUUCGAGCCGUGGGAGAAGAGAAAGUGGUGGUAAAGGAAGGACUACCCGCUGAAGGAUUGGAUGAAAUUGGAGAGGGUGGAAAGUUCGUCGAGAGGUCCACCACUGGAUGGGCAGGAGAGUUCUUGGAAUCAUCAAACACUGCAUCGUCCUCCACGGCUCCAUCCCGGUUGUCUCAUCAAGCAAUGGAGAAUGGCCAAACACAGGCUUCUGUCCCUGAAUCCUCACGGGAAUGGGGUGCACAGUACCCAGAUCAAGAAGCUAUCACCCAGCGAGGUCUUUCCAGCAAGAACGUACAUUUCGAGGACACAGAAUCAGCAUAUAGUCGAGGGGUCCCUUCUACCUUGAUGGAUGCAUUGUCAUCUGCUACUAGCGUUCCUGGUCAGCAAAAGUCAUGGGAGGAGACCGACGUCGUUGAUUCUCUGGACAUCGACGAAGAGGCUUUUUUCACCUUCAAUGGACCGAGACAACAGGCUCGUAGUCAUACCAUAGGAGUGGGGGAUAUCGAAGGCUGGGGUGAAAUGCAGAGAUCGCUGGAAUCGCUUGAAACACAAGCCCAAAGUGGAUUGGGGAAGAGAGCACAGGAUCACUACCUUUUCCAAGCUCAAAACCCAUAUUCGUCACGAUCGACUCACAUCCUUGAUUCGCCCACUCUCAAAGGUGUCCUCGAGCUGGAAGCGGCGGUGCAAGAGGAUCCGACGAAUCACGAAGCAUGGUACUCCCUCGGUCUCAAGCAACAAGAGAACGAGCGAGAAGAUCAAGCCAUUAUGGCUUUGUCAAAAGUCGUACAGCUGGAGCCUGAUUACAAAGCUGCUUAUUUGGCCCUUGCUGUGAGCUAUACGAACGAGGGCGAGCUUGAAACUGCGUAUCAUAUGUUGGCAAAAUGGGCGGCUCUCAACACCGGUCAGUCCGCGCUUGCGACAGAGGACACGGUGGAUCGAGAGAAGCUGGUGAAUACUUUCCUGCAGCUGGCCAACCUCAAGCCGAACGAGGUGGAUGCGGAUGUUCAGAUAGCCUUGGGAGUGCUGUUCAAUGCGAGCGAGGAGUAUGGAAAAGCGGAAGACUGCUUCCUCGCUGCAUUAUCAGUCAGACCAGAUGACUGGUUGCUAUACAAUCGCUUGGGUGCUACAUUGGCUAACGGUGGGAACUCGAACAAGGCGAUUGGUUACUAUCACGAAGCUUUGUCACUGCAUCCCAACUUCGUUCGAGCCCUAUUCAACAUUGGUAUCUCCUACUUCAAUAUAGGCGAGUACGCCGUUUCGGCCCAGUGCAUAUUGGAUGCGUUACGGUUGCAAGAGGCCGACUCUAUCGAGGGUUAUACUUUCACUCAACGACAAAACUUGAAACCCGCUGCCAGGAAAGGGGUUGGCAAUGAUGCCCUGUGGAUGUCACUGAGGAACGCUUGUCUACACAUGGGAAGAGCAGAUCUGGUCGCUUUGAUAAGUCAUCGAGAUUUAGGAGAGGAAGAGAAAGAGAAAACUACCGCGGGUGCAGGGAAGGGCAGAGGAAGUCGUGUCGUCGAUGACGAAUGGGCACCAAGCCUGCGUCUGUGGCUGCAGCCAUGCACCCUCUGCACCUUACAACUUGACAAGGGUAAGAGGAGAAAAGAGGGAGAGGAACGACCGAUGGACCUUGUCUCCGAAAAGUACCAAUUUGUGGUAUUUAUUUUGUGUUCGGGGUAG
Molecule: messenger RNA, 2403 nt
Organism: Tremella mesenterica DSM 1558
Lineage: Eukaryota; Fungi; Basidiomycota; Tremellomycetes; Tremellales; Tremellaceae
Exons: 9
Coding region: 1-2403 (800 amino acids)
Biological process (GO): protein import into peroxisome matrix, docking
Cellular component (GO): peroxisomal membrane; cytosol
Molecular function (GO): protein binding
Source: RefSeq, a predicted model, not a curated record